GUGAAGGGGAGAAGGAGGGAGGGAGGAAGAGGCGAGCGUAAGGUUUCGCAGGCGCUCCGGAAAAAAAGGAAGCGGCGCUUUGUGAUGCGCAGGCGGCGCCGUGUAGCUGGAGGAAGAGGAGCUCUCGCAGCCGAGCCCCAGCGUCUCUCCGCCCAGGGGACAGACAGGAGGCAGACAGGAGGGACGAGGGGGGGAGAAAAAAACACAGAGGAAGAGGGGGAGAGAGAGAAGAAGAAGGAAAAGUAAGGAAAAAGGAAAGGAAAAACGGGAUCGACGUUGACUGAGCCGCUGCGAUGGCGGCCAAAUCGGACGGCGUGCUGAAGAUGAAGAAGAGCGAUGUGGCGUUCACGCCCCUGCAGAACUCGGACCACUCGGGCUCGGUGCCGGGGCUCGCGGCGGGAUCGCGACCGGGUUCGGGCAGCGGCGAGGCGGAUUUUACGCGCGGUGAAGCGCGCUGCUGCGGUAAUGAGGACUCGACUUGCCUGCGGCUCGGCGGCGAGAGGCGGAAGUACGGCGCCUGGGACGGUCUGUGGCUGGUGGCCGCGGCCGCCGUGUACUUCGCCGAUGUCGCCACGGACGUGUGGCUCUCCGUCGACUACUACUUGCGCAACGACUACUGGUGGUUCGGCCUGACUCUCUUCUUUGUGGCGCUCGGUUCCAUCUCGGUACAGAUUUUCAGCUUCCGGUGGUUCGUGCACGACUUCAGCACCUCGGAGAGCGACGCCGCGGCCACCGACAGCAGCAGCAGGACUAAUGAGAAGCGCUCGGCGCCGUGCGCCGUCUGCCUCUGGUUCUUACAGUCCGUCAUUCACAUCCUGCAGCUCGGCCAGAUAUGGAGGUAUUUCCACACCAUCUACUUGGGCAUCCGGAGCAGGCGCAGUGGCGAGAACGACCGCUGGAGGUUCUACUGGAGGAUGGUGUACGAGUAUGCUGAUGUCAGCAUGCUCCACCUGCUCGCUACCUUCCUGGAGAGUGCGCCUCAGCUUGUCCUGCAGCUCUGCAUCAUCAUCCAGACUCACAAACUUCAGGCUGUGCAAGGAAUGACUGCUGCUGCCUCACUGGUGUCCUUGGCUUGGGCUCUGGCAUCCUACCAGAAGGCUUUACGAGAUUCACGUGAUGACAAGAAGCCUGUCAGCUACCUGGCCGUCAUUAUUCAGUUCUGCUGGCACUUCUUCACCAUUGCGGCACGUGUUGUGACCUUCGCCCUAUUCGCCUCCGUGUUCCAGCUCUACUUCGGAAUUUUCAUUGUGCUGCAUUGGUGCAUUAUGACCUUCUGGAUCGUUCAUUGCGAGACCGAGUUCUGCGUCACUAAGUGGGAGGAGAUCGUCUUUGACAUGGUAGUGGGGAUCAUCUACAUCUUCAGCUGGUUUAAUGUGAAGGAGGGACACACGCGCUGCCGUCUCUUCAUCUACUACCUGGUGAUCUUGUUGGAAAAUGCGGCGCUCAGCGCGCUCUGGUAUCUGUACCGCUCGCCGGUGGGCACCGACGCCUUCGCCGUUCCUGCUCUGUGUGUCAUCUUUUCCAGCUUCUUCACAGGAAUCGUUUUCAUGCUCAUGUACUACGCUUUCUUCCAUCCCAACGGGCCGAGAUUUGGACGCUCAGCCAGUCUGAGCCAGCUGGACGAUUCCAACGUGAACACCAGCUUUGCCAUGCCAACUGAAGGUGCUACCAAUUCCCUUCGCUCCAACAGGGGUGGCACACUGGCUAGGGACGCUGAUCGUGACGCUAAAUACACUGAACGAGAUGGAUGCGCCCCUGUUUUUCAAGUUCGUCCCACAGCUCCAUCCACGCCAUCCUCUCGCACGCCACGCGUGGAGGAAACCGUGAUCAGAAUAGACGUCUGCAGGAACCGAUACCCUGCCUGGGAAAGGCACGUGCUGGACCGUGGCAUACGCAGAGCCAUCUUGGCUAUCGCUAACUCUCCCACGCCACCUCGACUACAGUACAAGGAUGACAUGCUUGUCCAGGAGCGGCUGGAGUACGAGACCACGUUGUAGCUCUACCACUUUUACACAACUCAGUGCGUGGAACCUUAUAGUUUAUCAUCCAUUAACAGCAGGACUGUGGCAAUAACAUGACUAGCCGAGCGGGACUAUAGCCCUAUAGCAUUUAGCCAUGAUGUUGAUUGUCAUGGAUUGCAAAAAAAAAAAAAAUGGAAAAAAACAACAACAACAAAAACAAAUAAUAAUAUAUAUAAAAAAAAAAAGUAAUAGGCACAACAUGCUCACUCAUGUAAAGUUUUUAUUUUUCUUUUUUUGGUAGUUUUUAAUUUUUUCAAUAUUGUUUUUUUCCCCAUCAGUGUUGAGCAGAUAUCUAGUCAGGCCAUUCAUAAGAUUAUUCAGUGGAGUUAACGCCUCCACACUACUCCUUUUUAGUCGUCUAAAUAUAUUUAGUGUCGUUCAGGCCUUUAAAUAAUAAAUCUGCCAUAACGCAUUGGGAAUGCAGUGGGAUUUAAACCAUCAUUACACAGUGACACUAUUAGUCAUGUUGGACAACAGGACAAACCGGCGACCAAGUCUCGUGCUGAUAAAAAACUUGUGGAGACAAAAAGAAACUCUCCACGUCGAGGGGUGCUAAAACCCUCGAGUCGUCUGACAUCAGCAAAACUCUCGCAGUGCCAAAAAAAAUCCUGGUCCAUAAUGGACUCCAUAGUGGACAUGGUGGACCUGGAGUCUCUGCCAGUAACUGUACAUUAAAAAACAGGGCAGCAUUUCAGUCAUCUACUUGAAUAUUGUAUUAAAAAAAAAAAAAAAAAAAAAAAAGGUGAAUGAAAAAAAGCCACGUGGGACUGACCCAGGCUCUAACACACAACUUCUCUCCUGGAGAAGGAACCAGGCCAAGAAAUCACUUCCUGGCAGCUCGGCUCACGCUGGCUGAUACGGAUCCCUCAAGAAAAUGCUCACACACACACACACACACACACACACACACACACACGUAUGUACUGAGAAACACACACAACAUGGAGCCACAAUCCACAGCAGCCAAGCCCUCAACUGGAGCCAGGAUGGAUUCCACCGUCCUCCAAAAGAUUAAAGAUACAGUGUUCUGCUUGAGUCUGUGUGAACUCGCACGAGUGUUAAUGAUUACGAUUGUGUCCAUGUGUGUGUGAGUAUGUGUCGGUGUGUAUUCGCUCGGCAGUAACCAGACACGAUGUCCGCUCCGCCGGGUCACGUGUCGAGUCUACAGAAAUACAACAUCAUAUCUUUAAAUCUGCCAAAAAUCUCACCUGUAUAUGAAAGAAAAAAAAUCUGGUCUCUCUUUCAGUUUAAAGUGCUUCUUAGUAUCUUUUUAUAGGACGUCUGAAGAAGGCGACGACGUACGGAGACGACGGGAGACGAAGCAGGAUGCAGUAGGACAAGCACAAGACUCGAGCACAGCAAAAGUGGUUCCUGUACUGGGAGGAAAAAUGUCUGAAGUUCUCGACGCAAUCCCGAUGGCCUGCGUUGUUAGACUCGGACAAGGGUGUCUGUUGUCUUUCUUUAGAAGUGUGACAUUAAUCUUUUUCUUUGAUUUUAUAUCAGGAUUUUGAUGUAUUUGUGUAUGCGCGCUAGGCAUGUGCCAAUAUUCCCAAUAUUUGGUUAAUAUACGAUUAAUCACACAUUAUAGACAUAAAUUCUUUACACUACCCUGUGUUCAGUUCA
This is a messenger RNA of Tachysurus fulvidraco (yellow catfish), 3644 nucleotides long. RefSeq names its product XK related 4 (gene xkr4). NCBI's taxonomy places the organism in Eukaryota, Metazoa, Chordata, Actinopteri, Siluriformes, Bagridae. The coding region runs from base 294 to 1997 and encodes 567 amino acids. The record is from RefSeq and is a predicted model, not a curated record. The transcript is spliced from 3 exons. Gene Ontology annotation, biological process: phosphatidylserine exposure on apoptotic cell surface; apoptotic process involved in development; engulfment of apoptotic cell. Gene Ontology annotation, cellular component: plasma membrane.